AUGGUGGACUACUAUAGGGUACUCGGUGUUACUCGAGCCGCUUCCGAGGCAGAAAUAAAAAAGGCUUACAGAAAACUAGCAUUGAAAUGGCAUCCUGAUAAGAAUCCAGAUAAUGCAGAUGAAUCUAACAGACGAUUCAAGGAAAUAUCUGAAGCCUAUGAAGUUCUGUCUGAUGAAAGAAAACGGCGAGUAUAUGAUCAGUAUGGCAAAGAAGGGCUGAAUAACGGCAGAGGCAGGCGUUCAGCUCCCGACGAUGAUUACGACUUCGGCUACCCUAGCUUCCCGUUCACAUUCCGUGACCCCGAAGAGGUUUUCAGAGAAUUCUUCGGCGGGUCUCCAUUCGGCGAUUUAUUUCCUGAAAUCAACGGUCAUGGACACGGUCAUCACAGGCACGGUCGUCGGAGCCACCCCAGCACUUCCCUCACUUCAUCCCUGUUCAGCCCGUUUGGGUUCGGCAUGCAAGGACUCGAUGACAUAUUUGCACAUGCCGCAUCGAAUGGGAACACGUUCACUUCAUUCUCUACAUUCAAUAGCUCAUUAGCGGGACCCGGCAGCGCUAACAUGAGAAGUACUACCACUACAACGCGCAUCGUUAACGGGAAAAAGAUCACGACUAAAAAGGUGACAGAAAACGGUCGGGAGACAGUAAUGUCGUACGAGAACGGGGUCCUGAAAUCAAAGACUGUUAAUGGCGUACCUCAAUCAUUAACAUAUAGUUAA
Spodoptera littoralis (African cotton leafworm) is the source of this 720-nucleotide messenger RNA. NCBI's taxonomy places the organism in Eukaryota, Metazoa, Arthropoda, Insecta, Lepidoptera, Noctuidae. The record is from the annotation of a GenBank genome assembly.